AUGUUUUGCGUGUCACCAGGAAAAAGGUUUCCGGUAUCACGUGGAAUGCAUCAUGCGUUCCAAAUCGCAAUCCGGAAGUCCGUAUGUAAGUCCAGAAAUAUAUAACAAUAGGAUUUAAAUAUGUAUGAGAAAGGCGGGGCCUGACCAGCAUGGCUGCCAGACGUGCAGAGUAUGAGCUCCUCAAAAAACUCUGGAAAAUCGUGCUCUAAUGAUGGAAUACUACCCACAGACACUACUCAAACGCCUACUUACCUGCUCCUGUACAGAGUGAGGACUCUCUGGGAAAGUUCGAAGCACCCCUUUACCUUUUGUGACAUGAACCCACAUCGGGGCCUACAAGCCUGCACAAGCAUCCGACAUACUCGACGUCUCGGUGGCCUGCCAAAGCACCUGAGGUGAGGGAGACAGCCGAUCCCUUAACCAAGCUUCACUCACACUUGGACCAAGGUCCUGUUCCCCCCCCUCUGGGCCGGCGGGGGAUAUCCCGGCCCCCACUGGUGGAACCUAGCGGCCUUGUCGGCGUGGCAAUACUCUUCUACAGAGGUCGGUAGGGUCGAGGCCUACCUACUAAAAUGGCCGCCAAGCCAGGACCCGCUGCUUCACCGAACCCUUCACAGCCUCCUCACCCUGUCGACCCAUUGCUGGCAGCUUUUGACCGGCUGUGUGCUCAGUUCUGGGCAAAACUCUGUGACCGCAAGCUACACACCACUCAUGCAUCAGACCCGCCCAAGUAUACUCACCGCCGCAACGCUGAGGGGACUCCCCCAAAUCGUGUCCGCAAACGGAGGCGUAGGAGGAUCCCACGACCAUCCCAGGAGCCCCGGCGAGCAGGCACUCCAGCUGGUUGCAAUCUGCCGGCACCACGAACCACCAAGGGACUUCCCCCCAGGCAAAACCUGCAUAGCCGUCAAGCUCCCACUUCACACCGCUGGCAGCCUAACGAGGAAAGUACCCCAUCGAUUUACCCAGCAGGCAGACGUGGCCAGACUGUAGCAAACACAGCACCUGAGUAUGAGGAGGCACGGAGCCGGCGGAUCGGCCUGCUACUCUUAACCAGACUCCAGCUUGUCAAGGACAGGGCCUCUCCCUCUGCAGGCAUCGGCUGA
Pelobates cultripes (western spadefoot toad) is the source of this 1106-nucleotide messenger RNA. The record is from the annotation of a GenBank genome assembly. NCBI's taxonomy places the organism in Eukaryota, Metazoa, Chordata, Amphibia, Anura, Pelobatidae.